CCCCUGUAACAGUGACGGUGCGCUGAAGGAUUGUCGGACAGUUUAAGGCUGUCAGUUGCGCCAGCAGGACCUGUACACCAGCAUUGGGAGCGGGCACUGGGGUAGUUCUGCCGCUGGACUGACUUACAAUGUCAGGGAGCGAUGCAAUAAUGUACCACUUAUUAUGACAGAGGGGGAGGAGACCAACCCUCGCCUUCUUUAGCCUGUAUCUGAAUGGUCCCGGGGUGGCGGGCUCGGUAGGAAGCCGAGGGAAGUGAACUCAAAUCUCAGGCACGCGUCGUGGGGAAAGGCAAACAGGCGCAUCCGGGCGUUUCUCGCUGAUCCUCUUGAGUUGGGGCAGAACUCCUCCUUCUGCGGGACAUCUGUUCUAGUGCUGGGACCUCCGGUCAGACGCUCCUAUCGCCAGCUGCUGCAGGGUUGGGAACCUGGACAUAAAGUGCGUGGUUUCGGCAAAGCUGAGUAAGGACGGUUGUCUCCGGGGAAGUGGAACCGACCGUUUUCUGCUGCCUGUUUGGCUGGAACCAGGGCCACCUGUUGAUUCCAUGGGCACUCUGAACAUCUGAGGGAAGAUGGCACAACCAGCACGAAUGAAUCUGAGUAUCCGGGAUCUGGGAAGCCGUACAUUGUAUAACGAGUUGGAUGACAGUGAGAGGAGCCCAUAUGCUGUUGAAACACCAUACGGUUUCCAGUUGGAUCUGGAUUUCCUCAAAUAUGUUGAUGACAUUCAGAGUGGAAACACUCUGAAGAAAGUGAGCAUUCAUCGUAAACCAAAGAUAAGACCAUCAACAAGCACCAGUGGAUGGACCUCCACAGAAUCGUUGUCCUCCUCGACCAGUGAGGACAUAAAAGCUUUGCCAACAACACCAAAGUUUAGAACUCACACAGUUGCUUACGAAAUAAAGGAUCCUAUAUGUAAUCAGCCCUCAAAUGCCACGUCACCACCACCAGUCAAUAGUCUUCUUCCACCUCCUUCUCCAAGGUCUUCUCUGAGGAACAUUCGAGUGGAAAAGACUUUGCUGGAGACCAGUCGAAGGCUUCAGCAGGAACAGUUGACCUCUGAAGAUUUACCGAGACCCGGACUGUCCAGCACUGUAUCCAAGUCGGGCAUAAGUUCACAUUGUCAAAGCCAAAGCUCCCCAUCUGCUCAACAAAACACUUCUGUGGGAAAUGGUGAUGUUAACCCAGUAUCCAAUCCAUCAUUCACUGGCUUCUUCAGAUUUAGCCCUGUGAACUCAGGAAGGAGCUCACCAGUCACAGGUAUCACACCAGGUCACCUUCAACACAUCCGGGAGCAGAUGGCGGCCGGCUUGAGGAGGCUGAAGGAGCUCGAAGAACAAGUGAAGAUGAUUCCUUGUCUGGAGAGGAAACUGACUGCAGUAAAUGAAGAGAAGCAGCAGCUUAUAGCAGAGCUGAAAAAAAGAAAAGGUUGUAGUCCAUCUGAAGCACUUCUCCUUCGUCAGCGCUCGUACAGCACAGGGAACGUGGCUCAGUACCAGCCAGAUGCCAAGAAGGUGGUGGACCUUCAUAUUGAUUUAGCUGGUGACAACAAUGAGAAAAGGUCCAGUAAAAUUAAAGAGCUUAGGCGGUUAACUGAGAAGUUGACGCUUGUUGAUAGGAGUAGAACGUGCUCUAAAGGCUCAUCUGUGGCAACAUCUCCAACCUCCCCGAACAAAAAUGUGCUGUUGAAGUCCGUGGGUGUAGGGGAAGAAGUGGACAUGAAUGAAGUUGUCUUUUACUACAAGUCAGAGAGACCGACUGCAGAGGCAGCAGUUGGAACGGAAGUAGAAGUGACGCACGUUGGUGUUGGAGUUGUUGAAACAAUGUUGGGGUUGACUACUGAGGCACAGGAGGAAAUUGAAUUUCUACAGGAAAUUAUUGAGGGCCAGAAAGCAAAUAUCUCAAUGAUUGAAGCGGAAUUGGAGGAGGCAAGUAAUGAAUUGAACAACUUAAAGCUGAAUACACCACUUGUUACUUGCAAGAAGACAGUCGAUGCCAGUGUGAUGGUGCAGCCACACAUGGUCAAUGCCGGCAUGGAAGCAAAGGUUCCAGUCAUGAGUCGAGCAGUUGGCGAUCACUUGGAGAUUACAGAUGCUUCUGUGGACUGCGCCCCACAGAUGUCUAGCAUAGGAGUCAGCUGCAGUUUACGAGUACAGGAGGUCUCUGUUGGUCCAGAUACUCCAAUUACACAAGAGGAAACUGCUGAUCUACGUCUUGUGGAGAACCUGGAUGUUCACAGUCAGCGUACAACUGGAUUUAGACAGGACGGGUCCAGAGAAAUACAGGAAGGUGACAUGAAGAUGAAUACUAUUGAACUGGCUGCAAAUGACAGCAGUAAAAAAUUAGAGUGCAGUCCGAGUAUAGAAAUAAAAGAUUAUGUCACCGAAUUUAAGGAUGGGGUGACUAGAGUGAAUUUAUCAAAAGACACAGUCCAAGAGAGACGUGUUGCAGUAAAACUUUGUAGCACGUCUUUGCAGGUUGUGUGUGAGAGAAAAACAAAUACUCAGGAAGGUGAGCAAAAUCCCCUGGAACCUCAGUGCACAGUCAGUCCCACUAAAGGGGUCCUUAAGUCAAUCAUGAAAAAGAAGGAUGGAUCAAGCAAUGCUGAGUCAAAUGCAAGCAAAAAAAAUCUACAAUUUGUUGGUCUUUUGAAUGGAGAAUAUGAAACAAGUUCAAGUGAGGAAUCGAGUGGUGAGGAGAGCUCCACUGACAAAGUGAUUGUAGACAGUUCGGAAAGUGAAUUGGGAAAUUGCAGUGAGUGUUCAGAUGAGGAUGGUGUUGCAAACCUGAAUGACAGUGACAGCGACAACAGUGAAGGUGCUGAGCAAUGCAGGAGCAAGUCUGGGAAGGAGAUGCUGGAGCAGAGCAAACAGAGGGAAGUGAAGAGGAUCUGUGAAGAGGAAGUCAAAGAGAAAUUUGAGUUGAGUCCAAAGAUGCGUGAAGUCUGCCUGAUCCUGAAAAAUCAUUUCAAUGACCCAGGCCCGGUGAAGAGCAAGGAAGUGAUGUCCAGUCUGAAUGCCCUCCAACAGGAGUGGUUCAGAAUCUCCAGCCAGAAAUCCGCCUCGCCCCAGACCGUCGCCGACUAUCUGAUGGGUUUCGCCGAAAUGUCACCGGCAAUCCUGACCCACGUUGUCAACCUGUCUGAUGCAAACGGCAACACGGCCCUACACUACUGCGUCUCCCACUCCAACUUCAAGAUCGUCAGGCUUCUGUUGGACACCGGUGUGUGUAACGUUGACUGGCAGAACAAGGCGGGUUACACAGCUAUCAUGCUCGCUGCUCUGGCUGCCAUGGAGACUGAAGCAGAGAUGAAAAUUGUGAAGCAGUUGUUUAGUUUGGGAAACGUUAAUGCCAAGGCUAGUCAGGCAGGUCAGACAGCCUUAAUGCUGGCUGUAAGUCAUGGACGUAUCGAAAUGGUGAAAGCCUUACUGGAUUGUGGAGCUGAUGUUAAUAGUCAGGACAAUGAGGGCUCCACUUCACUGAUGUGUGCCUGUGAGCAUGGACGUCUGGAGAUCGUGAAAGUCCUCCUGGACCAGCCAGCGUGCAACAUCUCACUGACUGAUAAUGAUGGCAGUAAUGCAUUGUCCAUCGCUUUGGAAGCCAAUAACAAAGAAAUUGCUGUCUUGCUUACUGCACGCAGGAAAUUCGAGUCUUCAUCACAGGUCACUCCAUAGACUGUUCCAGUGGCAACAGCAGCCUACUUUAUGAAGAUCACAGCUACUAUCAUCAUUCUCAUCCAACAGUAUUCACCAGUGCAAUUUUUUUUUAAAAAAAGGGAUGUUUCUCUUAAUAUGUUGAUUAAAGCAACAGAUGUCAUCACUAUAUUGUCAUAUUGUCAGCAUCUAAGAACUGCCUUUUAUUAUAUGUGAAGCAAAAAUAGCAUUUUGCAUUAAAAAUUGGAACUUUGACUGUGGCUGCUGCAUAAUCUGAAUUCCUAACUAAUGUAUAAUUUUUUUAAACCCAGGGAGACCCAGAAUAGAACCAAAAAAAAGGUGCUGGAAGCAUUUGGGUCAGGCAGUAUCUUUGUAAGACUGAGCCUAAAACAUUAACUGCUUCUCUUUCAGAAAAAACAAGCUGCUGAAGGAACUCAGCAGGUCAGGCAGCAUCUGUGGAGGCAAAGGCAUAGUCAAUGUUUUGGGUCAAGACCUUGCAUUGGUCCUAGUUUCUUCUCACUUCAUUUCCACAUUUGUCUGAAUAUUCAGAAUACAUCCUGUGGUGCUAUCUUCAGAAGUCAUUGCUUGCCUAUUGCCUUUAAGCUUAAAGGAUUGACUUAUACAUUUAGCUACACUGUGGUGCAUCCAAAAUGAUAAACUAGCAUUAAAAUGCUUUAAGUUGCUGGGACAUCUCAAAACAAAUUCCUUCCAUCCACUCGCAGGACAAGACUGGAAAUACAAAACCGUCCAAACCUCAAACAUGGAGGACAAAUACCAACUAAAUGGCAAUUAAAUUUAUCUGGCAACUAUUGCUCAGUAUCAUCAGGAUUCAACACCUUCUGCCCGAGUUGUGCAGGUUUUCAGCUGUGUAACUGGACUAAUUCUAAAAUUCCAACUUCAAUGCAGUAUUAGAAGGGCCUGAUUUAGAC
Molecule: messenger RNA, 4579 nt
Organism: Pristis pectinata (smalltooth sawfish)
Lineage: Eukaryota; Metazoa; Chordata; Chondrichthyes; Rhinopristiformes; Pristidae
Product: KN motif and ankyrin repeat domain-containing protein 1-like
Exons: 11
Coding region: 570-3671 (1033 amino acids)
Biological process (GO): negative regulation of actin filament polymerization
Cellular component (GO): cytoplasm; cytoskeleton
Molecular function (GO): protein binding
Source: RefSeq, a predicted model, not a curated record